AUGAACCCGGCACUUAACUCCGACACGCCUCCUCCCCCACCUCCGAAGCCCAGCAGCCACGAGGCCAGUCGAAGAGGCACACCCCAACUCAACUCACCUUUGCCCGGCACACCGCAGCAGCUACACAGAGCCUAUAAUCAGCAGGAACGACUGGACAUGUAUUCAGGAAACAGAUAUUCCUCACCAGGGGUUCCUCUGAGCUCCCAGAACGUGCUGCCCCAACCGCCUCCUGUUGAGGAAGGUUGGCUACCGAGUAGUGUCAAGGACAAGAGUACUGUGGAUUUGCAAACCAUCCUCAAAGACCCGAACCUCAUCUCCGCGCUGUCGAGCCAGCAUCCAUCCUACACGGCGCAUCAGCAGCAUCUGGAAUCUCUCCUGAAGUACAAUAAAGACCUGGCAACUCGUCUUCUCGAGCUCCAGUCGCAGAUGUCGGAGCUACGGUCCUCGACGGAGACCCUUCUCCUGACCCAUCAAUCGCUCGAGGUUUCCUGGCGGAAGAAGCAAUCCGAGAUGGAUGCUGCUCUGGCCCCGUGGUCGCCCAAGGCGCUGUACCAGAGGCUGGCUGCUUCGAUAUCGGAGCAGGAGGCUGUGUGUCGAGCGGUCGAGGAAAGCUUCCUGGAGGAGGAACACCAUGGCCGGGCGUCGGAGAAGGAGGUCGCGGAUUGGGUUCGACGGGUCAGGGCAGAGUCGGCCAAAUUGGCCGCGAGGAGGGAGGCGAAAGCUAGGUGGGAUGAGGGACGGGUAGGAGGAUGGAGGUGA
Messenger RNA from Aspergillus aculeatinus CBS 121060, 759 nucleotides. Its product is annotated as vacuolar protein sorting family 37 protein. Gene Ontology annotation, cellular component: ESCRT I complex. The record is from RefSeq and is a predicted model, not a curated record. Gene Ontology annotation, biological process: protein targeting to vacuole; protein targeting to membrane; ubiquitin-dependent protein catabolic process via the multivesicular body sorting pathway. The transcript is spliced from 2 exons. Lineage: Eukaryota; Fungi; Ascomycota; Eurotiomycetes; Eurotiales; Aspergillaceae. The coding region runs from base 1 to 759 and encodes 252 amino acids.